Ictalurus punctatus (channel catfish) is the source of this 1851-nucleotide messenger RNA. RefSeq names its product arylformamidase (gene afmid). The record is from RefSeq and is a predicted model, not a curated record. The transcript has 12 exons. Gene Ontology annotation, molecular function: hydrolase activity. Lineage: Eukaryota; Metazoa; Chordata; Actinopteri; Siluriformes; Ictaluridae. The coding region runs from base 397 to 1278 and encodes 293 amino acids.
UUACUUAUAAUGUUGAGAUGGUGUGUUUGAAAGUGUCCGUUCUCGACGAAAAUCCAGUCCCAGUGACACAGACAAGGUCAGGUUAUUGUUAAAGAGUGAAACAAAAUAUUUUUGAGCCAAGCUGCACCUGCAAGAUAAGGGUGAACAUACAUAAUGGUGUUCUGGGACAGCUAACUCUAAACAUAUUGGUGUGUGGGUCAUCCUGACCCUAAGAAAACUGUAUAAAUAGAAGAGCUUCAGCUCUGGUUUUUGAGAUCGCAUUUUAGGACGUCUCAAACGGUGUGGAUCUUGUGUGGUUGAACGGAACGAAUAAACCUGGACCCUUGAUUCUUCUCACUCACGGCUGGUGUCUUAUUUUUGUUUCUCCAAUUGAAUAGGAAGGUUCAAAGGUCCAGAAUGUCUCAGUGGAAACAAAUGACGCAAAAUGAGUUGGAGAAACAGUAUUCACCCAGCCAGUGGUCCCACAGGAUGUCCGCUGAUGACGUGAUAAAAGCGCACGUGGCGGCGCUGAGAUCAGGUACAGAGAAGGCUCGAGCUGUUACUCAGAACAUUCUGGAUGUUCCUUAUGGUGAGGCAGAGGAAGAGAAACUGGAUGUGUAUAUGCCUAUCAGUUCCUCCCCAGAUGUGCCUCUAGUUAUCUACCUCCAUGGUGGUUACUGGCAGUUCCUGAGCAAGGAGGAGUCAGGUUUCAUGGCUGUACCAUUGGCCCACAAUGGUGUUGUGGUGGUUGCUGUUGACUACAGCACUGCCCCGAAAGGUAAUAUGGAUCUGAUGGUAUCUCAGGUACGCAGGAGUUUGGUGGCUGUCAUUCAGCAGUAUUCACAUAUCAGUGGGCUGUACCUGUGUGGUCAUUCUGCAGGUGCACACCUGGUGGCCAUGGUUCUCUCUACUGAUUGGUCAGAGUACAGUGUAUCACCUCAAAUCAAAGGAGCGUUCCUUGUUAGUGGCAUUUAUGACCUGCUGCCCAUUCUGUCCACCUAUGUGAACGAGCCACUGAAGAUGACAGAAGAGGUGGCUCUUAGGAACAGCCCCAGUCAGUUAGUGUCUCAGCUAAAAACGUCCUCAUCUGGCUGCGACAUUGUUGUCGCCGUGGCGCAAAACGACUCCCCUGAGUUCCGGAAGCAGUCGGAAGAUUACUUCAAGUCUUUACAAGAUGCCGGACUUAAGGUUACUUUUGAAGACAUACCUGACACAGAUCAUUUCAACAUCAUCGAGCAGCUUGUAGAUGAAAAUUACUACCUCACACAGCUCCUACUGAAGAUGAUGGGCAAAAGCUGAGGAGAUGCAAUUGGUCUAAAAUCAUCAACGACGAUGGUCUUGUCUCAUUCUGUGCUAUAUAAGCAGUAACCUUCUUAUUAACUAUGCCUGACUUGUCAGUUUAUCUAUAGAUCAAUCGAAUCUUAUUUCUUGGUUACUUUAUUAGGGAGUAACAGGGUAUUUACACACCAGCCUAUUCUGUCUUGCUGCUUGUGUGUGCUAGUUCUGCGUACAAUCUUCAGUAUAUUAUGGCUGUGAUUAGUAUCACUGUGAAUUAAUGUACUUGAACAAUGUUUCAGAUGUUCCUUAACCAAACCUUUAUCGGAUGAUUACCAUCCUAUACUGUGUUGCAAAUUAAUGUAGCAAAUUCUUCUACUGUACAUGAGGAAAUGAACCAUAUCAAGGUUGGAACUGCUAGACAUUUUCGAAACUUCAGUUUUAGCACGAUUUAGCAUAUCAGACUGCACCGAAGCGAUAACAAGGCUUAGCGUGUUUGGUCUAGCUGCUCAGAUGUCAUGAAAAUGUUGUUAAUGUGCAAAUUGGUCUUAUAUGUACAAGUAAUUACUGCAAUUAAAAAAAAACAUUCAAACAGGU